Molecule: messenger RNA, 9044 nt
Organism: Panthera uncia (snow leopard)
Lineage: Eukaryota; Metazoa; Chordata; Mammalia; Carnivora; Felidae
Gene: PAG1
Product: phosphoprotein membrane anchor with glycosphingolipid microdomains 1
Exons: 8
Coding region: 254-1558 (434 amino acids)
Biological process (GO): intracellular signal transduction; negative regulation of T cell activation
Cellular component (GO): membrane raft; plasma membrane
Source: RefSeq, a predicted model, not a curated record
CGCCCGGGCAGUGAGAGGCCAGCGGGGUUGCGCGCUGCGCAGCUCGGUCCCCCUGGAAGGCUCCCUGUCUCCUGCGUCCCAGUCGGGGAGGAAGAGAGGCCUCUCAGCACAUUUCAGAGGCAGUACAUUGCCAGGACAUUGGCUACUUAUUUGGACAAACAUUUCUCCAAGGAGGACGAAGCACUCUGUGCCCAUGUUACCACCUGUGAAGGACUGACUGACCCACCAGCUUGUGCCACUUCUUGCUCCCGCCAUGGGACCUUCGGGGAGCGUGCUGAGCAGCGGACAGAUGCAGGUGGUCCUGUGGGGCAGUUUGGCGGCUCUCGUCACUUUCUUCCUCAUCAGCUUCCUCGUCUUUCUGUGCUCCAGUUGUGACAGAGAAAAGAAGCCGAGACAGCACAGCGGGGACCACGAGAACCUGAUGAACGUGCCUUCUGACAAGGAGAUGUUCAGCCGCUCAAUAACUAGCCUGGCCACAGAUGCACCUGCCAGCAGUGAACAGAACGGAAUACUCACCAAUGGGGACAUUCUUUCAGAAGACAGUACUCUGACCUGCAUGCAACAUUAUGAGGAAGUCCAGACCUCAGCUUCAGAUCUGCUGGACUCCCAGGACAGCUCGGGGAAGCCAAAAUGUCAUCAGAGCCGGGAACUGCCCAGAAUUCCUCCUGACAGCGCCGUGGACAUGAUGCUCAACGCAAGAGCGGUGGAUGGGGACCAGGGCCUGGGAACGGAAGGGCCAUACGAAGUACUCAAGGAUAGUUCCUCCCAAGAAAAUAUGGUGGAGGACUGCUUGUAUGAAACUGUGAAAGAAAUUAAGGAGGUGGCGGCAGCUGUGAACCCAGGGAAAGGCCAUGGCAGCAGGUCAAAGUCAACUUCCGCUUUGAAAGAGCUUCCGGGGCCUCAAGCCCCCCAAGCAGACUUUGCUGAGUAUGCCUCGGUGGACAGAAACAAAAAAUGUCGACAGAGUGUUAAUGCAGAGACUGUUCUUGGAAAUUCAUGCGAUCUGGAAGAGGAAGCCCCACCACCUGUCCCCGUUAAACUUCUGGAUGAGAAUGAAAACCUUCAGGAGAAGAGAGAGAGCAAGACAGGAGACGAAGGAGCCACAGAGGGGACCAGUGAAACCAACAAGAGAUUUAGUUCAUUGUCGUACAAGUCCCGGGAAGAGGACCCGACUCUCACAGAAGAAGAGAUCUCAGCCAUGUAUUCAUCAGUAAAUAAACCUGGGCAGUCAGGGAAUAAAUCAGGACAGUCUCUUAAAGCUCCAGAGUCCACCUACACCUCCAUCCAGAGCGCCGCUCAGAGAUCCCCCUCUUCCUGUAACGAUCUCUACGCGACUGUUAAAGACUUCGAGAAAACUCCAAACAGCGGUAGCAUGCUUCCAGCAGCAGUGAGACCCAGUGAGGAACCCGAGCCCGAUUAUGAAGCAAUACAGGCUCUAAACAGAGAGGAAGAAAAGGCCACCCCAGAGACCAAUGGCCACCGCGGCCUUCUCCCGAAGGAGAAUGACUAUGAGAGCAUUGGGGACUUGCAGCAGUGCAGAGACAUCACCAGGCUCUAGCAGCCCCGAAGACAACCCCAGAUGUCGUGUGCUCAGCCGCCUGGAGGGCUCAGCCGCCUGGGGGGCACUCCUGCGGGAAACAAGAAGCUCUGUCAACCCACACUCUGUAUGCUGCUCCGGUAACCUGAAGAUGAUUGAAAACGUGGAGGCUGUUUAGCAGGGUCGGAAACAGUGAGGUACGUACCGAGUGCACCCGAGUGCGUCCCUGCCUGCAGGGGGCACUCGCACGCCCAAGCACAUCUCCUUCAUGCACCCUCGCCCUCUGGAAAGGUCCCAGCUGUCGGUGGUUUCAUCCUAUUCGUGAGGAAAGCCAAGAUGUAAGGAAGAACUGCGUUCAAGAACCACGACCCCACCUGCCUAAAAUACUGCCAUUCAGAAGAGCCAGGUUUUUCUUCCUUUCUUUUUUUUUUUUUUUUUCCCUGUCUGCCCCUAAUAUUUCUUCCCCGUGAAAUCUUCCGAUUUCUAAUGGUUCAUUCCAAGAAAAUUCUCCCCCGAGGCUUGGCCCUUGCCUUCCACUUAGGGAUUUUAAGAUGGUAAGAAACUGUGGUUGCUGGUUCCUGUCAGCUCACAGGCCUCUUCCAAGAGCCGCACCUGGAAAAACGACCACUGCAGGUGGACAGGACCGGGGCUGCCUCUUAGGUUUAGGUCUUCAUUCCUUCUGAUUUAGGCACUCCACAUCGGCAGCCUCUCCCAAAGUACUUGAAGUCGUUUUUAGAUGCUUUAUUUUAUUUUUCUAGUCAAAGCGUGCCCCCCCAGUAUUUGAAACUCUUCAGAGCCUUUUCAGUAUUUUCAAUGAACAUUGUGGUACUUCUAUACUUGUUUUAGCCCAGAGCUCAUUUCUCUGAAACAGAGAGCCUUAAUCUCCAUGUUGGGACACACCACAUAUUUGGACGGCAGCCAUGGCAUCCGUCUCUGAAGGGCUGCGGACUUGAAUGUGUAUUUCUGAUGCUCUCUGCUGCCACACUAACAGUGUGAGAUUUCAUAAGUUAACUGCUACCCUAAGGUAAUCUAUCUAAAAUUAAAAUGUAAACAUUUAUUUUUGUUAUAUAAAUUUAUAAGAUGUUUUAUGUUUAACGCCUAAUUUCUAGAAAGUGCCAGAAAAAAAUGUAUAUUAACUAUUUUGAUUUUGUGUACAAUGAUUUAUACUCUCAUUUUGAAAAGACACCAUAAAGCACAUAAGCUAGGUAACUACACGUAGCUGUUAUCUUUUUUCUAAUCAAGUGUUUAAAAUACCGAAGGUUUUUUCAAGACUUAACUUUUCAAAUGGUACUUGGAGCUCCUGGUCAAAGUCAUCUGGCUCACUAGAGAAAUCAGCAGAAUAAACACAAAGGAUCGUUUUCAGUGAGUUCAGUGGGCAAUACUGAAAUAUUUGAAAUGGUCAAAAAAAAUGGAAAGAAUGAAAUAUGACUAGGGAUGUCUGCAUUAUUAACCUCAUGAAGGUAUUUAUAAUUCCAUUAAGAUUCAGUUACGUGUUUAAGAAAACAGUGAUGGGUUCCGCAAGCCAGUCCUCACAAAUGCAAAUUGCCUAUUGGGGUUUUUUUCCCCCUUCAUUUUACAAAAAUCAGUGGCUGAAAUAACUCUGAUUAAGAGCUCAGCCUGGUUUGAAUUUAAUCAUCUCUUUAGACUUUAUAAGGCCAACAUUGGGAAACUUGUUCACUUUUCAUUUUAAAAGGAACCUGCUAUUAUACCGUGUGGCUACAGAAAGGGACCUUUUCCUACACUGACAAAGGGGGAAAAAAGAGGCAGUUAUUCAAUGCUGCUGCGACAUGUCUGGCCUUUCAGGUUGAAUACUCUUGCUGUUUUCACUCAUUAUGACAAAGGAUGCAGUUGGGAGGAUGGAGCAUCCUGCAAAUGGUAGGGACCAGCUCACAGGCGUGGUUUUUUCCCAUCCCUUGCAUUCAUGGCUUGAUUUUUGACUGCUCUGUGAUACAUUUCUGAAAAUUGUGAAGUGAGCUUUGUUGGGGUAAACGGGUCGGCUGUCAUUAUGUUUCGGUCAUCCUGGUCUUUCCCAUGAAGACCUCUCGAGCCUAAGCACAAUCAUCACUGACUAGAAGAUAAGGGCAGAAAUACCCUUGGAUUGGGGGGAAAGUUCAUCAGGAAGGCGCCACAAGUGGGCCUUGUUCUCUGAAUUCGUAUCUUUCAUGAGCACCGUUUUGCCGGGUGAUUUUCAUUGCUUACUUGGUAUUAAUGAGUUUGACCCAACAAUCUCUACAUCCUGGGGUUCCUUUAGCACUUGGGGACGGCCUUGUCACAUCGCAUACCUAGUAUUGUGCAUGCUGCAGUGAUGUCCUUUAUGAGCGCUUGACCACUCCAAAGUUUUACUGUAUUUCAUAAUGUCUUUACUUAUUGCCAGGGAGGUGAGAAUGACCUCUCAAGUGUAAAAUCAUUUCCAGAGAGGAAAGUUCUUUAUAAAUAGUCAUAUCAUCUUGAAAUUUCAUUAUCAGAAUUACCCCCAGAAGUUCUGAAAUAAAGGCUAAAUUAUGGCAAUAUAGCCAUAAAAUAUGCACUGAGCUCUCUCUUGAUUUGAGAAUCUGUGCUAAGAAUAAGUUGUGAUUUAAAGUAUUGUAAGUAUAUUUUAAAAGAAACUAGAAGGCCCUCCGGCAUAAAUGCUAAAAGAAGUAAUAGCACAAUCCCUGAGGGGUGGGGGGCAGGGAGAAGCGGAGUAAACUUUGGGAGCAGGCUUGCUGUUUAGACCAUUGGGUACCUUACUGAACUACAGUAUUGAUGUAUCCUCAUGGUUUUGACCUUAAAGUACAGUAUUUCAUAAAUUUUGUCACUUUUACUUUAUUCAUUGAAAAUCUGUGCUAGUGUUUGAGUUGGACAAAAGCCUAUGGCUUCUUUAAAAAAGUUUCAUGUUCAGCUAAAUGUUACAGUUUAAAUCUGUGAAAGGUAGUUAUGAAAAGUUUUUACAGUAUUUUUAAAAUUCAACUUUGACAUCCAUAUUAUGCAUUGUUAUAACUUACGUUAUGUGAAAUUACACAAAUAAACUAAGUUUUAGGAAGUGUUUUUUGUCCUGUAAGUCAGAAUUGUAAACUCGUCUUGCCUAAAGGCAGGAUCUUUGUUUUUAGUCAGAUAUUUUGAAAGUUUAGAAGAAUUUUUAUGCUGUUUUUACUAUUUCUCAAAUGCAGUCAGCAGGAAAGUAUGACCUAUUUUACGUGAAAUGUUUAAGGAAAUUUUAAAUUCUAGAAGAAAGUAAUUUUUGCAAAUAUGUGGCCCACAUUUUCUUUCCUGUCCACUAAAUUAUGUCAUUAGGUUUAUUAAAGCUUUUGAAGGUACUGCUGUCUUUUGUGGAAGAAGGCUAAUUACUGAUGUAUCUGCCCUCAAAAUCCAAGAGUUAAUUCUAAUUAAGUGCUAACAAGAGGUAGCCACCACAAAGAACUAAAAUUUAACCUCAGGCUGUCGCUAUAUCUAUUUCUCGUAUUUGACUUCUGUUUUCUUAGAGCAUUUAUUUACUUUAACCAGUAACACACUGUGUGUAUACAUGUACAUAUACUAUACAUACAUACCUAUACAUAUUUACACACACACACACACACACACACACACACAUAUAAAGAUGUCUUUGGAAUGUCUCCCCUACUAGUGUGAUGACUAUUGUCAUAAAAGCAAAAUAGAAAAAAGCUACCCAAUAGUUUUCACUCAGUAAUUGCAAGAAAGCCUUCCUAGGUUACCCUUAUACCAUUUUUCUUAUUAAUAAAUUCAGGUUUUAAGUUGUGUCCAUAAUUCUCUUCGUUGAAACCCAGUGGUGUUUUAAAAUAGUUUUGGUUCUUUUUUUAAUGUGUGUGGCUCAUUGCAUAUUCAGCAUGACAGGAGGAAAUGUAAAUAGGCGUCCUUCUCAGUGUUCUCAGUGUUGAGAAGAGAUGCGGCCGAAAGCAACAAGAGCCAGGACUGAGCUACAGGGAGGUGACCCCCCCCCCCCACCACCUGGUAGCAGAGGCCUAUUAUCACAUGGCUGCAUUUUAUCUCAUUUUCCUUAGAAGGCCGUGUGAGUUUACCGCAGAACCAGCGAGCGGUGAUGUAGCAUGACGUGCAGAAAACCGCUCUGAGAUGUUCUGAGAGGUGGCUCUCAUCCCAGAGCUUCAGUUCAAGACUGAGUUAGGAUUUUGUAAAUGAGUAAAUGACAUUUUUUUUUUCCAGUGCUCCUUGUACUAGUUAAUACUGAGUCCAUGUGAUAUAGUGAUGCCAUUCUUCCAAAAGUGUCGGCGUCUGGUACCCGGCCAGCUUCGUGGUGGCCCUGGAAGCACAGCUGUACUGACUGCUGUUUCCUGGAAAUCCUGACAGGCUUACUGUCCUGUGUAACCGGGAGAAGCUCAAGUGUAUCGUUUGGUGUAAGUGACUGAUGUGAAAAAUAGGAACGUGUGUCUAUAAUAUCAGAUACACCUUCUUUUUGCAGUGAAAUCUAUACGCCUCGUCCUGUAGUAGUGCUCUGUGUGCUGUACCUUUUCGUAAACACGGUAUUCUUGAUAGUGGCAUUGGACAAGUUGAACGCACCUAGAAAGCGUUUGACAUAAAGAGACCAGUCCAGAAACCAUGAUAGACUAGUCUUCAUCUGGAAUUAUGAAAGUAAAUUUUAAAAACUGUGGUCCGGAAGAGAACAAAUAUUCAUAAGUGGGUUUUUUUCCUAUCGCUCAUUUUUAGGUCUGUUUACGUCCAGUCUCUGGUAUGUAUAAAGUAGUCAUUGUUUCUCCAGGUUCUUCUUUAUUCCAGUUUUUCUUAAUGCCGGAUGAAAUGAGAACUGUUGUAACUUUUAUUAAAAAGGAAACUCUUUUAAGCAUUCCAUUUGGUAAUCGUUUAUCUUAAUGCAGUCAAAUUAGAUUUUUCUUUGCUCACCACUUAUAUACCAUGGGUAUUUUUUAAAAAUAUAUUAUGCUCUGGUUGUCUUAGAUCACCUUCUGUAAUGGAUGAUAAAGGCUGGUAAUGGUCAUUCCUCAAACUUCUGUGUAUGAAAUUGGCAACGGUUUCAUUGUUGUUACCUUUUAAAUAUCCUGUUUUAUGAAUGCACCUCAAGUUUUCAGGGGAAGUUUGAAAGAUAGCUAAACAAAUAGGAAUUUGCAUUUCACUGUCCAUGCAUUUUUUCCUCAUAAAAAUAGUUUCUCAGAAGAAAGCGACAUACUGUCCCAUAGGUGGUCCUGAUCAGUUUCAAAGUGCUCCUCUGACUCAAAAAUAAUUCAUGACAAUGGCGUUUUGACUCAUUGUCUCAAAAGGUCUUUAUAAUGGUCAAAUUGUCUAAUUCACAAGAGAGUGGAAAAAGUUGUUUCUGAUACUGGGCAUUUUUAAACCUUAGUUUUAAGUCUGAAAAUAUCUUACUGGCUUUAACAUCUUCUAAUUUUUCCCCUCCACUACCCUAGUCUUUUUAAGGAGAAAGUCUAAAGAACAGGGACACAAAGCCACUAUUUCUUCCGAUCUUACCUUGGCUCCUUCCGCACAGGUGACCUUCUGUCAUUUUGCACAGCACCAUACCUGUUCCCCCUCCCCACCCUGGCUGCUCUCUGCUAUUCAUAGGCCAUUCCAACACAUCUUUUGCAAAAUGGACACACUCCUCAGAUCACGGAUCCUGCCCGCCAGCAUGGAACCAUUCCCUGCCACUGUCCCGUGGGUGGACAGCUCUGCCCGACUCACAUGUUCCUAUGUCCCAGGCUGCCGAGAUAAGGUCAUGGGUCCACCUGGGGAAGCAGAUGCUGGGUGGUACGGUCAUGAGCUUUGCUAAACCAUGUUCAUACCUGCCCACAUUUUUCAUGAGAAUGGUUGGCACUAAAGGGCCGUGGAAAAGAACUGUAAAAAAUUCUCCAGAAUCAGAGUCACAACUGCAGAAAAAUCAGCACCGUGCUCUAACUGGGUAAGCUCACUGUCCCUCAUAAGGCUUUAGACUGCCUGUGUCUCCUAAGUUCCAGUGAAGUUAAAUCCUUGGAAUAACAGACCAAUAACUUGACCGUAAAGUAGGAGGAUGCUGAGCCUUUCAAGGAAAAACACCCCUUUCUUAUAAGACUUAAUCACUUAUAAAGUAAGCUGAGUGUAAUAUUUUUUAGCCAUAGAGCCAUUUACUCCCUCCCUCAGGAGACAGUGCUUAUGGAUUCUGGUAGUUAUAAGUAGUUUGGUCUGCUUUGCCAGGCUUCAAGGACACAAGAAUGGUCAAGCAUCUCACCGGGGAGCUACCAGAUAUUGAGAAUAACUUGGCCAUUCGUAGACAAAUAACUUGGCCAUUUGCUGAACUCAGCGAAUGACCCUGAGUAGCCUAAGGAGCAAUGUUUGAUGUUUGAAGUGAGAAACCAGAUCCCUUUUAAGCACUCACUUUCCACACAGCUAAGGAUCCAGGAUGUGUUUGGGUUUUUUUUGUUUUUUUUUUUUUACUUCACUCUAAGUUGUCAUAGUUAAUUAUUUGGAUGGGUAUUCCAGAGUGUAAUUUCCCCCCCCCCCCCCCCCCCCCCCGCCAAGUUAAAAGAAUGGAUAUUCUCUUUACACAUUUAAUUUUUAAAAGUUCACCUAGUAUACCAGUUAGGCACCCAUGCUAGGAUGGUUAAGACUAAAAGGGAGACCAGUCUUAGCCCCUGGAGCCUCAGGGGCUGUCUUAUACCUCAGAACUGUCUUAUUACGAUGUCUGGUUUUGUUUUGUUUUUUAACUCAGCAGUUGGAAACCAUGAGUUUAAAGCAAACUUUCUUUUUCCCUUUUUAAGCAGAAGAAGGAAAAAAAACUUUUAACUUGAACUUCCCAUUUAGGUAGUCAAGGCUUCCCUGAAAGACAACAGUCAGUGUCCUUCCCCAGGUAAAGAGGCGAGAACCAAAAGCCCAAGUCUAUCUCUGAAGAUUCCUUUUUAGGUACUUUUAAUGUAAAACCCACACAUGAAUCUGACAUGAUGUUUCUGACCUGUCCCAUAAGCCUGCUUGCCUUUUUUUUUUUUUUUUUUUUUUUUUUUGCAGUUUUUUGAUGAUAGGUUUUCUUGUUUUUCCUGGAGCCACACUAGAGACCAUUCCGACAGGCUCCUCCGUGGCUGACUACUGGUGUCCUGGACGUGUGGCCGCACCGUUAGCAGGGCUUGCCUCUUAGGGAGAAGCAUGUGCAGAGUGUCAGACAAGCUGAAUUUUAUGUUCACAUCAACAAGCAUUUAUGCCUCAGGUUUUGACAUUUAAAAAAUAUUUUUCUGAAGAGCAACUACAUAUUUGAUACGGGGGGCCUGGCGAGCAGGAAUAAAAUCUGAACUAAGCGACGUGGGCAAGACUUCCCACUCCUCACGUCUCAGUUUGUGUCUCUGGAAAACAGAUUAUCCCAGCUCCCUGUCUACCACCCUGAGUAGCCUAAGGAGCAAACCAUAGUGUGUAGAAAUGAGAAGGAUGACCUCAAAGAUUUCGAUCAUUUUUAGACAUUUUCUUCUUUGUAAACUCAGGAAUAAGCCUGGUUUAUGGAUAGCAUAAUAUGGCUACCAAAGCUACAGUUUUAGGCAACAAGAUACAUCCUUCAAAUGUGUUUCAUUUAAAAACCUAACUUGGUUGU